Molecule: messenger RNA, 1491 nt
Organism: Acanthoscelides obtectus
Lineage: Eukaryota; Metazoa; Arthropoda; Insecta; Coleoptera; Chrysomelidae
Source: the annotation of a GenBank genome assembly
AAUAACACAUGUUGCAAUUACAGCAUAUCAACCUAUUUUCAUUUCAAUCCAAAUAAGUCUAUAACGCAUAGGUGACUUCCCCCUCAAAGAGAAAGCCUGACAACUACAAUUAUCACAAAAAAGUUGCUUUGUGAUUGCGCCAGGGUUUUCAAGAAUGAAAGGCAUCUAGACAGGCAUUGGAGGCAGUAUCAUUCUCUUGGAGGGCAGCUGACAAAGCCGCAAGAAGUACAGAACGCAAAAAAAUUGCUUUGCGAAUAUUGCGCCAAGAGUUUCAAGCACGAAGGUCGUCUAGACCAGCAUUUGAGGAAAUGCCAUUUACUAGGAGCAGAUAAUCUGGCUCUCGUCUGUGGCAAGUUAGUGCAGCUGACAAAGUCGAAAGAGAUAGAGAAUACCAAAAAAUCUACAGACAAAGAGAGACCUUGGAAAUGCGCCGAUUGCCACAGAAUUUUCAGACACUGCGGCAUCCUACAGAAACAUAGACGGGAGUUUCAUUCAGAAGCAGCAGAUAUACCAGAUCUUAUCGACAGCGCACAAUUGAGGAACAUAGAAAGUCAGAGAGACGAUACAGAAAUGAACUGUGAAGUCACGAAGAGUGAAAGCGACGUCGCGUUAAAAAAAUUCGAGUGCGACCUUUGCGGAAAGCUCUUCAAGCAACGCAGCGGACUUACUGCUCACCAGAAAGAGGUUCACAUCAAAGCCCUCAAUUACACGUGCGACGAGUGUGGGAUGCGCUUUGUCAAGAAAUUCAAGUUGACGCGUCACAUACGGCAAGCUCAUUCUCAGGAAUCGAAGCUGUUCUGUCCGCACUGCGAAGCAGGUUUUGGCGAGACGUACUUCCUGCGGGAGCAUAUCAGGGUCAGGCAUGAGAACAUGCGAUACAGCUGCCAAGAAUGCGGCAAGGAAUACGAGUCUAGGUGCGGCCUAAUAUCGCACAUGUCCUUGCACAGAAAUGAAAAGUAUCGUUGUGCGCUUUGCGAGAAAGUCUGCCCGAACAAGCAGCAAUUGCGCAGACACAAAUGCGUCAAAGUGAAUACUUAUCCUUGUAACAAGUGCGGUAAAGAGUUCACUGCAAAGAAACAUAUGGUAGCGCACAAAAGGACCACGAUUGAAUGUAACGAGAAACGAAGAUACCAUUGCCAGCGAUGCGGUGAGCAGUUUACAGCCAAGACAAAGAUAGCAAAUCAUAUAAGACAGGAACAUCAGCCUGAUCCUAAAAUUCCAUACUGCAAAUUAGAACAUAAUUAUAGUAAGAGCAGUAAACAGGCUCAAAGUAGACCUGAGCCUAUUCUGGAUGAGUCGUUUCAAAUGGGUGAUACCGCACAAGAGAUCAAUACCAUCGUUAUAGAUUCUGAUGGUACCGAUUGCGAUUCCGAUUUUUCCGUGUACGAACAAUUAGUUUAAAAACGGGUUAUAUUUGAAUUAACUAUACCCAGUGACAUUAGAAGGGUUAGACCCAGAAAAAAUAAUUCUUCAACUUAUGUUUUUUCUGGC